This is a messenger RNA of Alternaria triticimaculans, 2937 nucleotides long. RefSeq lists its product as uncharacterized. The record is from RefSeq and is a predicted model, not a curated record. The coding region runs from base 1 to 2937 and encodes 978 amino acids. NCBI's taxonomy places the organism in Eukaryota, Fungi, Ascomycota, Dothideomycetes, Pleosporales, Pleosporaceae. The transcript has 2 exons.
AUGUCGGGCCGCCCACUACCGCCGUCCAGCGUUCUGCUAGGAGAAGUCAAGGCCACUGUCUUGCGCAAGUACAAGAAGAGCGCGUCAGUCUUUCUAGAGGACGCCGCUCUUGAUAUGAUGCUUACCGAACAUCCCGGUGACAUCCAGCGCUACGCUGGAUUCUACAACAUGGUCUACCUCUUCCUCGACCCCUCUCACUGCCAAGAGUCAAAUCGACCAUUUGCGAAUCCCCUUCUCACCGCGGAUUCGACAACUCGUUUCAUUUGGAAUAAGAAGGAGUAUGACUGCGCCGAUUACCUCGUAGACGAUGACGAUGAUCACCCUGAAUCGAUUGAGGCUGCAGCAAUUCGACCUAUCGAAGGGUCCAUCGGCGCACCCAUCAUUAUCGCUACGGAACAGGUGGCCGCUAUCUCGAAGAAGACCCAGAAGAGAACGUCUGCCUUCCAACCUGGAGAAAACAUCAAGACGCGGCUUCGACGCGUACACAAUGAGCGCAGAGAGGCAAGGAAGUUGGACAUCUGGCGGGAGCUGAAGGCUACAGUGGAGCCCGCUGCGACACACGACAUACCUGCUCAUGUUUCCACUACCCAGUGGAACUUCUGGAACGCCGUCUUUUUAGAUGUUCUCCCGUCGUUACCAGCGCCCGAGCGCGCCGCUCGUCUCUUGGCUCUCGAGAGUCGCGAUAUCACUGAUAAACAGCCCAAGCCAUGGUCUGAUAUCUGGCAGACAUACCAGUACGUUCAACUCAUCGGCGAGAUCGAAAUGACUGGGUGGGACAAAACUCUGCGCGACUUAUCCGAGAAAUACCAAGACUUUUCCGAGAAAUUGAAAGACCUUGACUUGGCCACACGCAUGGCUCUGGGUCUGUCGGUCGCACUGCCGCAAGUCCGCGAGGAUAACACGUCGGUGCUUGCCGAGCCCAUUGCUUCCAAGCCAUCGGUUCUUGACACCCCGGUAAUCGACACUGGCGCUCGUCGUCCGAAACUCCUCCCAAAGUCUCAGGCUACGCGGAAGAAUUCCGGGUUGGCUUGCUUGGAUGAGAAGGCUACUAUAGCUCCUGAGGUCGCUGCACCGCCGGCUCUUAUUCCAGCGCAGGCUAGUACCAACAUCUUUGGGCUUCCUACCAUAGUACCACAAAAGCCCCCUCCAUCAUCCAGCGGCUUUACGUUCACUACUCCGGCUUCGAAGACCGCCCCUAUGUCCGUACUGCUACAGUCUCCUCCAGCUACGCAGUUCCCUGACACACCUAGCUUUGACUUCGGCUUCGCUAAGAGUACAUUCGACGCACCAAUCUCUGUCUACGUAACGAAACUCGAUGAACACACUGUUUCCGGGACGUGCAUGGCCACUCAAACGCCUGAACUGCCCAAAUUGUCUUGGAACGAACACACACGAAAGCACGCAGUACUGACUGGCAAAGAUACAAAGUCUAUCUCGACUACUUUUGGUGCUUCGGCUGUUGGCUACGAUCAUUCCUCAUCAGAGACACCCCUCGUCCUCACUCAACAUGCUGAGCAACCUCCUAAGUCUGAUCUUGGAGGCUCUAUAGAGAUAGAGGGGACUGAGUGGGAAACCCAGGCAGCUGUCGAAGCGAAGUUAAAAGACCAAAAAUACUCUACUCGGUGGACCAUGGUCAUCGAUGAGCUUAACAUUGCUAAGCUUAUCAAGAAUUUUCGAAAAGAAACUUCAACCCCCUGUAGAGGGGAGACACUCAGCGACACUACUUCCAGGGAACAAAAGGAACCUUCCCGUUCAGACGAUGAGCAACCCAACCAAGGUGGCCAAACCGCUGGUCUCCCAACAAAGGAACAUGGUAUCCGGUUCCCAACCUACACCGUUCGAGACUUCGCGGAGAAAUACGUCCUCGCACGAAGUUCAGAUCUCUCUGUCGAUGACAUAUUCACUAGACUUACCAAUUUCUCGAAUGGCCGCCUCUUCGAUGUCAACUGCGUGCUUCUUAAUGUUGACGAAAAUGACGAGAGCAAGCCUGCAACGUUUGAGGAAGCUGUAAGUAUGCUUGAGCCGUAUCUAGCAGGUCAGUGGACUCUGGAUAAUGCAGAUAGCGAUUCCGCAUCCAGUUUCGGUUCGACUCCGUCGUUGACGCACUCGCAUUUCUCCGAAGACGAGCUUGCCAUCGAUACAGAGAUGGCAGAAGAGUACAUGCUCGAUGGAUACGGGUGGCCGCUCGAGCUGACCGGGUUGUCUCAAAACGACAAGAAGUUCUUCGAAGCGGUACAUACGAAGAUCGUCGCAGAGACCGAUCAGUAUGAGUUCGACUGGUGGGCUGAGGUACAUUGCCUUCUGGGCCCUCAAGAUGAGGAAGAUGAUGACGAUGAUUACGUUGUACCUACGGUCGAUGAUGAAGGAAAGCUCAUCAAGCUCACACUGGACAUAAGCCCCGUUCAAGAGGACUGGGCCCAAGAUGUUUUCUCGCAGGUCUUCCCAGACUUCGAGCAGGCAGAGACCAAGCUUCCUGAUGUCGCGCCGCAACUCCAGGUGGAUGUUGAACAGACACCCUUUUCGAAUAUGUUCGAAUUUGGACUCUUGUCUGAAUCAAUCGAUAUGCCGGAACACACUUUGAUCGAGGCGGCGAAGUUGGCUGGCGCGCCGCUAGUUGACACUUUGAUGUCCAGUCUUGGGUCCAUCUUUGCCGGUCACGAUAGGCUCCUCCAUGAGCUGUUUUCACUGGCUGCAGCAGUUGAUACUGAUGCGGAAAACCAGAAGGCCGACUACCGUCUACCUAGUCCUGCCGUAGGUAGUGUUCAGUCAAAAACUGUGCCUACCGAGAAUUCCGGACCACUCGAUGGUAUCGGAACUGACUUUGACGGUACGCCCGCAUUCAAGGAGCGUGAAAAGCACAUGAUAGACGAGAUCAUGAAAAAAACAACUUCGAGCUCCCACAGAGAGAGCUCUGUUCGAUCAGAGAUCCGCAGAUGA